GCCUUUCUAGGUUCAGAGCUUCCUCUCACACCCCGGUGGGGAGCAGCUUGGAGUUUCCGUCACCCUCCAGUGUAGACUUGGGUAAAGGAGCCAGGAGCCCAUGCUCCUGAGAGGCCGUCCCUACCUCCCAAAUGGGCACUGAGACUUCAAGCACGGAUGGUCUGCAGGAAUCCAGGACUCUGCCUCCCAGGCCCCAAGUGCACCCUCCCACAAAGAGGCUAAACAAAGAGACUGUGCCCAGCAUCCGGGGUGACCUGAGAAUAAUGAUUCUAUCAAGAUGGACAGCUAACAGUCCACAGCACUUAUGAAGUUCCAAACACUUCACUCACAUAUGAUCACUCAUUUCUCCUGGCAGCCCUUCAGGACAGGUGCUGUUGGUCCGUUUCACAGAUGAGGGAACCGAGGCACAGAGAAGUUAAGUGGCUAGUGUGUGGUGGAGCUGCGAUGCUCACCUGGGCAAUCUGAUUUUGCCUGUGAGGCCUCUCAUGAGGCCAGGCUUAUUCCUGGGCACAGCGCCCCUGGAUGGGAGGUUGGCAUGACCAGUGAAGGAUCCAGGGAGGUCCGAGGACCCAAAGAUGCAACCACCUGCCCCGGGAGCCUGGACUGUGCCCUGAGGAGGCGGGCACGGUGCCCCCCAGGUGCGCACGUCUGUGGGCCCUGCCUUCAACCCUUCCAGGAGGACCAGCACGGACUCUGUGUGCCCAGGACACGCCGGCCUCCAGGGAGGGGCUUACCCCAGCCCAGAUUGGAAGAUGAGAUCGACUUUCUAGCCCAGGAGCUUGCCCGGCAGGAGGCAGGGCCCUCAGGGCUCACCCAGCAGCCACAGCCAGAGGUCCGACAUCGGCUUCUGGAGCCUGCAGCCACCCUGGGGCUGUCCCAGCCGGGCCGGGGACCCGAGCUGGGCCUCCCCUUCCCCCCGGGAGCCCCUACGCCCGCUUCUCAUGCCUCCUUGGGCUCCCCAGUGUCAUCGGGGCCCGUGCAUAUGUCUCCCCUGGAGCCCCGAGGCGGGCGCGGCGAUGGCCUGGUCCUCGUGCCGAUCCUGGCGUGCUCCUUGGCCGGCGCAGCCGCCCUCGCCAUGGCCGCCUUCUGCUGGUGCAGGCUGCAGCGAGAAAUCCGCCUGAGCCAGAAGGCCGACUACGCUGCGCAGAAGGACCCGGGCUCCCCGGCGUCUCCCCGGAUCUCGCCCGGGGACCAGCGACUGGCGCACAGCGCCGAGGUGUACCACUACCAGCACCAAAAGCAGCAGAUGCUGUGCCUGGAGCGGCAUAAAGAGCCCCCCAAGGAGCUGGACUCGGUGUCCUCGGACGAGGAGAACGAAGACGGAGACUUCACGGUGUACGAGUGCCCGGGCCUGGCUCCGACCGGAGAGAUGGAGGUCCGGAACCCGCUAUUCGACGACUCCUCGCUGGCCACGCCCCCACUGCAGUGACCGGGGCCUGCAGCCGCUGUGGAAGGGGCAGAGCCGGGGGUUACCAAGAAAGAACGCGUCCUGACAGCACCCCAUGUUUUCGGCUGGGCGAGGGGCCGCUGGGCCCGGGACACCCUCUGCCCGGUCAUGCUUCUUGGUUCAGGAUCCGGACCCCAAACUGGAUGGGGCGAGGCAGUGAGAACUCUAGAGACCUGGGGAGGUCAGGUAUGGAUCAGCUAGUUACCUUGGAGACAAAAGCCAAUUAAAAGUACAUUUCAAACCUG
This is a messenger RNA of Loxodonta africana (African savanna elephant), 1692 nucleotides long. RefSeq names its product neural proliferation, differentiation and control 1 (gene NPDC1). The transcript is spliced from 9 exons. NCBI's taxonomy places the organism in Eukaryota, Metazoa, Chordata, Mammalia, Proboscidea, Elephantidae. Gene Ontology annotation, cellular component: membrane. Bases 536 to 1429 code for a protein of 297 amino acids. The record is from RefSeq and is a predicted model, not a curated record.